CCCAAAUAAUCCGCGGCUUACCAGCCGAGGAUUGCCGCAGGGUGUUUAGUGCGGAUUUCAUCCCGUUAAAAAAAAGUUAUUGGCUGUGACUCUGAGAUGUUCUCUGCGCACUGGAAUCGAUUGGAGGCGAAAGCUUGCGCGGCAGGGAAAAUAGAUUUGCGCAUUUGCAACUGGGUCCGUUAAAUAAUGGUCAUCUGUUAACCAAAAUGUCUUGAAAGUGUUGCUGUUAAGAUCACUAAAAACUUUUGCAUUGGAAAGUCUCGGCGAAAAUCGAUUAUUGUGAGAAAUAUUUAUUAGGUUAUUUCGUCUUUUUCUUUUUACGAAGGCAGUAUCUGGGUAACAUUAAACACUCUGGAUAUUCAAGUAAAGGCCAUAGACAGCCUCACCAUGCCGGCAAUUUUGGCUGGACCCAAGUCCAGACCCACUUCUGGGCUUCCAAAGCCAACCAUUCCCAGCAGCUCCUUGCCAACUUUGAGCAUGGAGAGGAGGUCUCUUCCACAGCCAAGCAUUCGACCAGCUUACACGAGCCAAGUUUUCUCAACAAAACCUCCGCUUCCAGCUGGGGGUCAACCUGGGCCAGGAAGAAUGCUCUACAGCAGCCAGCUCUCAGAAGUGAAGCCUAUCCUUUCUGUCGGUGGUCUGGGACAUCAGUCUGGGAUGGAGAGAAGAAACUCAACCCAGAGGCCAUUUUCCAAAGAAUCUCCUGAGGUGGAUGAUCUGCACAGUGUUAAGACACUGUCAGACAAACCAUCACCCGGCAGCCAGAUACCUGCAAUUAAACCAAGCUCUCUCUGUACGGGUCAAGGGACUGUAUUGACCGACAAGCCUGAAGUGGAAAAAACAAAACCACAUCACCGCCCGACGGUCCGAUUUGCUGAACCGAUUGAAAGUUUCAGCCCAUCUGAUGACGAGACGGAUUUGGACUCGAAACCUCCUUUUGGUGGUUCCCAAGCUUUGGUUUCUGAAAAGAGUGGUACUCUUGCUGACAGUAAAGUCAACACUGAAGGGCAUUGUUUAACAUCUUCUGACUCGAAGCAACCUAAGGAAAGCCAAGUCGUGUCUGUGAAACCUUCCAUUUUGAUAAAUAGUGGAACGAGGUUGGCCGAGAAAUCUCUGCAAGCAGAAAAGCAGGCACCUCCAAUUUGGUCACCUCUCCGUUCCAGCAACAGCGCAGAGCUCGUAGACAUCUACGGCAUGAACGGAGCAGUGGAACGCCCUUGGAAGGAGACGUGCGGUGUUGAGAACUUGGAGGCAGAACAUCUGUUAGGAGAAAAAGCAACCAGAGAUGGUGACGUGCAGAUCUACACCGACUGGGCCAACCACUACUUGGCAAAGUCGGGUCACAAGCGACUGAUCCGAGACCUUCAACAAGACGUCAGUGAUGGUGUUUUGCUGGCGGAGAUUAUCCAAGUUGUGGCCAAUGAGAAGAUUGAAAACAUCAACGGCUGCCCAAGGAGCCAGGCUCAGAUGGUUGAAAACAUUGACGCUUGUCUGAGCUUCUUGGCAUCCAAAGGAGUGAAUAUACAGGGUCUGUCUUCCGAAGAAAUCCGGAAUGGAAAUCUGAAGGCCAUCUUAGGUCUCUUCUUCAGCCUGUCCCGGUACAAGCAGCAGCAGCAACAGGCCCAGAAACAACAACAACAGCAACAACAACAACAGCAGCAGCAGCAGCACCAGGCGGCUCAACAAAAAGCACAACAAGACAUGCAGUCCAGUGCGCCAGGCAGGCACUCUGCUGUGGCCAAACAUGCAGGGGCGACAGCCAGUCAGAAAAAGUCCUCUCGGUUAGCACCUGUGCUCUCUCCCUUUCCUCUCCUGUCCACCUUGCUCGUGCCACCUUGCCUCUUGAAAAGCAUGCCAAAGCUUCAGUUGCUUCUUUCAGGCUGCACUGAACUCAGCCGCCAGUGUUUCGGCUUCUGCUGGAAUAGCGGAAGGAAGAACACGUUUAAAAAGAAAAGAAAAAUAGAGCAAUAAUAUCACUAAAUGUUCAUGCUAUUUAAACGGCCAUCAAUAAAACUUCCCCUGUCCUUGAACAUUUUCUGAAAUUAUCGGUAAAAAUGUACAGUAAAAUUUCAACCAAGUAAAACAAUGGCUGUUGUGAAUUGCAUGUUAAAUGUAGCAUUUAAAUAGUACAUGUAAAUAACUGCUUAACCUUCUGCAUGUUUACUUAAAAUGCAAAGCAUGAGAAUCACCUACAAGCUGA
This is a messenger RNA of Lethenteron reissneri (Far Eastern brook lamprey), 2200 nucleotides long. RefSeq lists its product as uncharacterized. Lineage: Eukaryota; Metazoa; Chordata; Hyperoartia; Petromyzontiformes; Petromyzontidae. Gene Ontology annotation, biological process: nervous system development; neurogenesis. The record is from RefSeq and is a predicted model, not a curated record. Gene Ontology annotation, molecular function: protein binding.